AUGACAAAAAAUAUAUCUACCAAGACAGGACAAAGUGAUGAAACUUUGAAAGAUCCUACAGCUUAUCAAAGGCUAGUAGGGAAACUUUUGUACCUAACAAUGACCAGGUUGGACAUAACUUUUGCAGUUCAAGUCCUUAGCCAAUACAUGCAUUGUCUAAAAAGAUCUCAUAUGGAAGCUGCACUGAGAGUUGUAAGAUAUAUCAAGGGCUUACCAGGAAUGGGUUUACUGAUGCCAUCUCAAGCUACUAGUCAACUAUUUGCCUAUUGUGAUUCAAAUUGUGAUGCUUGUCUAGAAACAAGAAAAUCUGUUACUGGGUAUUUGGUGAAGUUUGGUGGAGCUGUAAUAUCCUAG
Messenger RNA from Solanum tuberosum (potato), 354 nucleotides. RefSeq lists its product as uncharacterized. The record is from RefSeq and is a predicted model, not a curated record. The coding region runs from base 1 to 354 and encodes 117 amino acids. NCBI's taxonomy places the organism in Eukaryota, Viridiplantae, Streptophyta, Magnoliopsida, Solanales, Solanaceae. The transcript has a single exon.